CCAGAACAUGAAAAGUGUCACUGAUAAAGGUCUUCAUCUUGGAUUUGGGGUUGCUGGAUUAGGGAUGCUUGCACACACACAAAGAUGUGCGUAUAUGCCACCUCACCAGUGUGGAGGUCAAAGGACAACUUUUGGGAGUUGGUUCUCUCCUACCAUUUGGUGCCCUCGGGUCAAACUCAGGUCAGUCAGCCUUAGCGGCAAGCAUCUUUACCCACUGAGCCAUCUUGUUGGCCCCAACUGUUUCUUCAGUCAAUGAUGAGCAGCAGAAUGUUAAAGGGAUUCCCAGGCUUGUUCCUGAAGGGAGUGGAGCUCAGCAAAAGUGAGUCUGUACCCAGCUCCCGUGCACUGCUUUCAAGCUGAGCAAGUCUUCCACCCUGUGGAAAAGCAUAGGUUCCUGGAAAUGUAAGGGAUGCAGUCUCCUGGCCAAAGGGUAGAUGGAACUCUUUGGUAUAGCCAUGUCUGAGUAACUGAGUUGAAUUCUCUGAGGGGGAAAAAUACUCGCUGUGGGAAAGACAGAAGCAAAGUAGGGCAAGCUACUUAGACUUUCAGGAAGUCCUUGGCUGGAUUUCUUUGUGGCUAUGAGACCGUGGUUGUGUCACCGUGGGACUGGGAGAAGAGCCGGCAGAGAGGAAGGCGGUGGGAACGUUGCUCUGUGUGGAGUGAGGGCGCCGAGCUCGGGGAGCGGUAGACCGACCUCAGAGGAGUGCUCAUAAGAGAUGGGCGGGAGAAUAGGAGAGGUGGAAAUGUGACAAGCUUUGGAGAGGAUGGCACAGCAUGGAUGCCAUGCUUCAGACCCCGGGAAAAGCCAUGGACAAGUAAGGAUGCCCAGGGUUCAGGACCUGCAGUUAGAACGAGAGAUGGCAUUGGCCACCAACCGGAGCCUGGCAGAGCAGAACCUGGAGUUCCAAGGUCCCCUGGAAAUCAGCCGCUCUAACCUUUCAGACAAAUACCAGGAGCUGCGGAAGCUUGUGGAGCGGUGCCAGGAGCAGAAAGCCAAGCUGGAGAAAUUUUCCUCAGCACUGCAGCCCGCCACCUUGUUGGACCUUCUGCAGAUUGAAGGGAUGAAGAUUGAGGAGGAGUCUGAGGCCAUGGCUGAGAAGUUCCUGGAGGGUGAGGUGCCCUUGGAAACGUUCUUAGAGUCCUUUUCCUCCAUGAGGACACUGCUGCACCUGCGCCGAGUUCGUGUAGAGAAGCUUCAGGAUGUGGUGAGGCGGCCCCGCGCUUUGGCAGAGCUGGCCGGAGAUGCCCCUCCAAAGCGCCCGCCGCCCCCUCGCCCAGCACCCCAGGCGACACCCCCUGCGACUGAAGAACAGCCUCCGCAGCCCUCUGUCGUGACUCCCUACCCUUUGCCCUACAGCCCAUCCCCAGGCUUGUCUGUGGGCCCUACAGCCCAGGGAGCCCUGCAGCCAGCCCCCUUCCCUGUAGUGGCUCAGCCUUCCUCCUAUGGUGGGCCUCUGGGUCCUUCCUACCCAUCACCUCAGCCAGGACCAAGGACCACUAUGGGCUACUCUUGGUCUCCACAGAGGAGUGUGCCACCCCAGCCUGGCUAUCCUGUUGCUUCAACUAGCACCCCUGGUCCAGGAUAUCCCUUAAUGGGGGGCCGAACUCCUGGUCCUGGUUACCCCCAGCAGUCCCCCUACCUCUCAUCAGGAAGCAAACCUCCCUACCCAACACAACCUCAGCUGCCAGGCUUCCCAGGACAGCCCCAGCCUCCAGUGCCCCCUCAACCUCCAUACCCUACCGGGCCAACCCCUCCUUAUGGCUUUCACCCUCCAGGGCCUGCCUGGCCUAGAUAUUAGACCUGGUCCCUGUCCACCUUCUUCCUUCUUCCUGCACCAUAGCCUUUGGCCUCCAUUUGCUGAGAUUCGAGGUUAACACUGGAAGUGGAGCUGAUGCUCCGUGCAGAGUUGGGAACACACAGGUCCCCCUGAAAGGCCCCGGACAGUGUGGCAUGGGUCCUUCUGGGAUCUCCUCCUGCCAGGGAACAGCUCAGCACAUCCUGAGGUGGCCUGGCGGGAGCCCAGGGCUCUCCUGUGUCUGCAUGAGCAAGCGUGUUCAUGUCUUUGCACAGCUGCCUGCACUUGCUCACUGACAGAUGAACCAGUGCAGAGUGACCUUGGUAGCAGGUUGGCCCUGGGUCUUAGACCCUGCUCAUCCAGGCUCUCCCUUGGAACUUGGCAUGUCUCGUGUGGAGCCACUUGCCAAGCAACACAGCUCUGUCCAUUUAAGGAUGGUCUAAGUUACCACAGUUGGGUCAGAGGAAAGAAUGGUUAGGAAAAACAGGGACUAUGAGUCCUAAAAGCCAUAAUUUAGCUGCGUGCCAAUGUCAGGCAAAUGUGUCCUUUUUGGUGGUUGGAUUCACAGCAGCACUGGUAUGAGGAAUGCGAAGGGAAACCCAGGCCUCAAUUUUAUGGUUGGCUGUCCUAGGCGUCACUCUGGAGUCCCUGGCUGGAGUAGAGGACCAGGUUUACCUCCCAGCCACUUCUCACUCCUGGAUCCUCCACUUCCGGCUGGCUUUUUCUGAGGUUCAUCUACCCACUCCUUUUAGUGCCUUGAAUCUCAUUGGCUAGCAGCCCCUCUGUCCUCCUGUGUAAUUCCUUCCUGCCCAGUGUCCCUGCAGAACAGGCACCAGACCUGCCCUUCCAGAAGGUCCCAAUGGUGCUUCCCAGAUAUCACUACAUUGGGGUUGGUUUCUCUUCACUCUUGUCUUUAGAAUGUAAAGGGUAGGGACUGUGAGUGCAGCCCCAGCACUCAAAGGGGCUGAAGCCUGUUUAGUAAUAAAAGUGACUACACUAUACCAAAGGGGUUGCAGGGGACGAUGGGUCAGUGUGGAUGGGCCAGAUGUGAACCAGGUCUCAGGAUGGACCUUGGAGCUGCUACGGGUUAGGAAGUUGUAUGUGCCUUGAAAUAUCCCCUGCUUGGGUACCCAGCCUCUGGUGGGCCAAGGUGCUGGGGGUCAAGGAGGAACCCCAUCUUCUGGUGCCACCCCGCCCACAGGCCACGGAUGCAUUACCAACUCUGCUUGCUUCUCCUGAGUUAUUUAUAAUGAAUCACUAAUGGAGUCUGUGGUUGACUGCUGCUGAAGUGGAUGAUGACCACCCGUUUGUUUGUGUAAUUGCCAUAAUAAACGUUGAUGAGUUC
Messenger RNA from Meriones unguiculatus (Mongolian gerbil), 3141 nucleotides. It is a transcript of the gene Vps37c, whose product is annotated as VPS37C subunit of ESCRT-I. Bases 765 to 1799 code for a protein of 344 amino acids. Gene Ontology annotation, biological process: protein targeting to vacuole; protein targeting to membrane; ubiquitin-dependent protein catabolic process via the multivesicular body sorting pathway. The record is from RefSeq and is a predicted model, not a curated record. Lineage: Eukaryota; Metazoa; Chordata; Mammalia; Rodentia; Muridae. The transcript has 4 exons. Gene Ontology annotation, cellular component: ESCRT I complex.